Cucurbitaria berberidis CBS 394.84 is the source of this 1868-nucleotide messenger RNA. Its product is annotated as salicylate hydroxylase. The transcript has 3 exons. Gene Ontology annotation, biological process: secondary metabolite biosynthetic process. NCBI's taxonomy places the organism in Eukaryota, Fungi, Ascomycota, Dothideomycetes, Pleosporales, Cucurbitariaceae. Bases 100 to 1518 code for a protein of 472 amino acids. Gene Ontology annotation, molecular function: FAD binding; monooxygenase activity. The record is from RefSeq and is a predicted model, not a curated record.
AAACACCUGUAGCCUACUGUUUACAUAAGGUUAGUAUAUUAGCCUUUCUUUGAUGUGUAUCACCGAGCAGUCAACGAAAAAUCAAAGUUCUAUCUCAACAUGACAGAUAAGAAAUUGCGAGUCGUUAUUGUUGGUGCCGGAUUCGCUGGUCUGACCGCCGCAAUUGAAUGCCAGCUCCGUGGCAUGCAAGCCAUCCUGGUCGAAGCUUAUCCUGGCCCUACUUCCCACGGAGACCUACUCGAUUUCACUGAGAACGCGGGACGAAUAUUCAAGAGUUGGGACAAUGGCAGAGUUGGCAGAGCUAUUUUCGAAAGCGGAGUUACAGCUGCCAAAACCAUGCAAUUCUACAACCAGGAAAAUGUUUUGCUGCGGGUUGAUGCUUGGCCGCAUGGAGACCAAGUCUACGCGGGCCACCGAGGCACUAUGCACAGAAUAGUGUUUGACUACGCAGUCGAGGUCGGCGUUGAGAUGCGGUGUGGAAAGAGGGUUCUGCAAUAUCUAGACACGGAGGAUGAGUGUGGCGUGACGAUUGACGGCGGUGAUAAAAUUCUGGGCGAUGUCCUGAUUGCUGCUGAUGGACCAAGGUCGCUAGCUCGUUCGCAGUUACUGAAGCUCCCCGAGGGACGUGUGAAUAGCGGAUAUGCAAUCUUCAGGGCAUACUUUGAGGUUUCUGAUUCCUUCAAGAGUAAUCCAGCUUUGGAGGAACUGGCAAAGGAAGAUGAAGAUGUGGUGCGGUUUUGGGUGGGACGUGAUAUGCACGGCUUCAUUUACACUUGGAACAAGGGAAGGGAUUGUGCGUGGGUCCUCACGCAUCUCGACGACGCCAACAUUGGCGAGUCGUGGUCUUUUCCAGGCAAGAAAGAAGAUGUCCACUCUUAUCUAACCCAAGCCGGAUUCCCGAAUGUCUGGCAUGAGAUCGUGGAAUUGACACCUGAGAGCCGUCUCAUCGAUUACAAGCUUGUCUGGCGGGACCCGCUAAAGACCUGGGUCACAAGCUCCAAGCGUGGGGUCGUUAUCGGCGACGCCGCACACUGUCAUCUUCCAACAUCGGCCCAAGGAGCUUGUAUGGCUGUUGAAGAUGCGGCUACUAUUGCAAUCUGUCUGCAAAAGUCAAAUGGCAAUGUGCCUCUUGCUUUACAAGUAUUUGAACGCAUCCGCUUCAACCGCUCCCACACGAUCCAUCAAGCGUCUAUAUUCACGCGGAACAUCUACCAUAAAAAUGACUGGUCACUUGAAACAGUUCAGCAGAAUCCAGAUUCCCUGGUAAUGCCAUUAAUGGACUGGAUUUUGGAUUUUGAUGCGAAGAAGACAGCAGAGGAUAAUUUUGAGCAGCUCGCGAGCGAUGUGAAGAGCGGAAGAGAAGGGAGUAUUGAGGAACUGGCUCUUCCAGCUGGAGGUGAUUACAACGCAAUGAACAUAAGUGCUACGGAUCAGUUCAUAAGUUCAACUGGGCGCGAUCAUCAUGUUCAGUUAUCGAGCGUUGCAGCUGCCACUCAAGCUUUACCUCUGAAGAUAUAGCUUCAUUUAGUAAAUCCAUUAGUCUGUGAGAAACCUAGCCACAUGUAAAUUCCUGCUACUAGUAAAUUUACGUUUUGGUAUGCUCUACAGACUAACUUAUAAGCGGAGGUCACAGCUUACAGUAUACUACAUAUUGGUAGGAGCACAGGCUUCUCGGGUAACAGCAGUAGUUACGCACAUGGGAAGUGGUGGGGGGCAACAGCUCUUUCCAACUGCAGGAACAGUACCCUAGCUCCCACAGAAGAAGGAACGAGACACGAGAGCAAGGCGCGAGCAUGAUUUCGGGUACGGACUAAGCAAAUGGUAGAAUUCAUUGAGCAUUCCUCGUGUAAAGGUAAACGUCGACAAAC